Hyposmocoma kahamanoa is the source of this 986-nucleotide messenger RNA. RefSeq names its product splicing factor, proline- and glutamine-rich-like. Lineage: Eukaryota; Metazoa; Arthropoda; Insecta; Lepidoptera; Cosmopterigidae. The record is from RefSeq and is a predicted model, not a curated record. The coding region runs from base 1 to 936 and encodes 311 amino acids. The transcript is spliced from 9 exons.
AUGACCGAGGUGGAAGUGGGUGAAGGCGAGGACUGUAUGUUUGCGACCUUGUGGGCAGCGGCGAGUUCGGCGCCUCCCGCGCCUCCGCAGCUCUACCAGCAACAAGCGCCGCCGCACUUGCAAAACUUUCAAAACAUUGGCCCAAUUGAUUAUUAUGUCGACAAUCAAGAAGCGCAUCAAUACUACGGUCAACCGCUGCAAAAACAAGGAGGCAAUCCAAACCCACCACCAGCUCGCCUGGAGAGCCUGGAGCCAGAUAGCGAAGUAGAACUGAUACCAGGAGCACAGCAACCGCAACAGCCUCCACAGCAGACACCUGUAGCACCCGGCAAUGGAAUAAUUCCUGGACGCGUCUUCAUUGUCCACAUGCCAGUCCCGGGUUACAGACCUGGCACAAUCGGUGGAUACCAGCCAGUAUAUGUGGUAGCUGCAGCCCCACAAGGGAACACUGCGUAUGCGCCUAAUGCGGUGCCAAAUGGUUACCAAAACGCAGUGCUCAUAAAUCCAUCCGGGCAAGUGAUUUCCCCAUUCUUCGGAUACCCCGGUGCCGUACAGCAGUCCAUAGCACCUAACUCAGGCCUGCUGCUAGGGGCCCCCCUGCAUUAUGGGAGGGAGUAUGAACAACUCUAUCAGGGACCUCCAGGAGUGCCAGCGUACGCUUACGGCCCUCCUGGUGGACCCCAAGGACCAGGGCCGGUUCCAAGGGCGAAUCCUCAAGGCGUAGUGCAGCUCGCUCAGCUGAUCAAACUGCAGGGCCAAUCGCAGGGGGUUAAUGGACCCAGAACUCCCGCAGAAGCGGCAUCAAGCUCGGACCCAAAACGAGUAGGAGAAGCUGAAAGCGGGGAGAGCAAGGAGACAGUGCAAGAGGCUGCACCAGAGCCCCGACGCAAUGCGCGACCUCUACCACCGCACGCUCAGGGCAGAAAUAAGGCUUAGAUAAAACAAGACUAUGUGUGAAGGACGUCAGGGUGAAUUAAGCAGUAUUA